Molecule: messenger RNA, 681 nt
Organism: Colletotrichum paranaense
Lineage: Eukaryota; Fungi; Ascomycota; Sordariomycetes; Glomerellales; Glomerellaceae
Exons: 3
Source: RefSeq, a predicted model, not a curated record
CUGCAAUGGGUUGCUAUAACCUUAUUCGCACCAGAAUUCAUCCUCUUGCUUGCCUCCAGGCAAUUCAUCGAAGCAUUCUUGCUUAAACGGAAACUCAACCUCUUGCUGUCAGAGAAUGUCCGUAACAACAGCAGCACUCCCAAAUUUGGCGCCUGUUUUCAGAAGCCAUACGACCUGAAGGCCUGCUUCUUCGCGGUAAUGGGAGGCUUCGAAGCUCCAAUUGCCGAUAUAGAGCCAGGAACUGGAGUUGUACGAGACAAUGAUUAUGAUUGGCCACAGAAUUUGACGCUAUCAGCAAGAGGCAUCCUUGAACUGGCAAAACUUGGUUACUUCAUCGAAGUUGAUAUAGCUAGUCUGGAAGAUCGAAGUAAAGCCACCCUGUUACAGAAGUUCCUAGUGUCAACCCAAGUAAUAUGGAUGGCGAUACAGUGCAUUGUAAAGAAGAGACUUAGGUUGCCGAUAGCGUUGCUCGGAAUUCAUGUUAUGGUACACGUGAUUUUCGCUCUGUUACUCUAUGGAUUCUGGUUUUACAAGCCCUUAGGUAUCGAGUGGACGCAAUCUAUCACAGUGGAAAGCGAGAAGGUCAAGAAUGCCCUUUCUUUCAUGAUUCAGUGCCAGUUCUGCCACUUGCAAAACGAGACUGCAAUUUGUAUCCUGACCGACGAGAUGACCGGGCCAUAG